Molecule: messenger RNA, 363 nt
Organism: Funneliformis geosporum
Lineage: Eukaryota; Fungi; Glomeromycota; Glomeromycetes; Glomerales; Glomeraceae
Source: the annotation of a GenBank genome assembly
AUGAAAAUAAAAUCACCUUUAUUAGUUCUUAGCUUCAUUUCUACAGCAGCUUUAGCUGCUCCCAGCGGGGAUUAUAAAUACAGUCCGUAUUAUAAUCCUAACGUUAAAUCAUAUGACCCUUAUUACAAUCCAAAUGUUCCCGAUAGUUAUUACAAAUAUGAUCACGAAAAAAAAUAUAAACCAGAAAAUUACGAUAAGAAAAAGGGGGAUCAUGGAAAAUACAAAAGAUCGAUUAGAAAAGAAUACUUGGACGGAAUAACGAUAUUAUGGUAUUGCUAUCAUAAUGUAAUGGGAUUGGAACUACAAAUCAGAAAAGCAUUGGAAUUGGAAUUAUUUCAAAGGGCUGCAAACUUGGAAAAAUAA